Messenger RNA from Anopheles maculipalpis, 891 nucleotides. RefSeq names its product leucine-rich repeat-containing protein 59. Gene Ontology annotation, molecular function: protein binding. The record is from RefSeq and is a predicted model, not a curated record. NCBI's taxonomy places the organism in Eukaryota, Metazoa, Arthropoda, Insecta, Diptera, Culicidae. Bases 16 to 891 code for a protein of 291 amino acids. The transcript is spliced from 3 exons.
CUUCCCCUCAAAACGAUGGCAAUGCAGCAAAAUGAAAGUGAAGAAAAGAUCAACGUUCGUGAUCGGCUUGUGGAUAACGUGCUGGAUCUAAGUCUGAUGAACAUUGCCAAAGUACCCGUGCAAGAAAUCAAACCACUCCGUCGUGCCACUGUGUUGGAUCUUUCAAACAAUCGCAUCACCAUCAUCGAGAGUAAUUUCACCGACCUCACGCAACUGACCCAGAUCGACCUGUCCAAAAAUCGCAUCACCUCGAUCUGCGAUGAUUUCGGUCUGCUAACCAACCUGCGGCGUUUGGAUUUGUACAAGAACCAGAUCACGAAGUUGCCGCUUACGUUCGGUCGGUUGAAGAAUCUCAAGUAUCUCGACUUGAAGGAGAAUCCGCUAAAUCCAACCUUUAAAAAGCUCAUCGGCACAUGCAGCGAUACUAGUGAUUGUCUAGCGGCUGCUUCACGGGCUGUGGAUUUUAUGAAACAGGUCGAAAGGCGCGUGGUGGACGACCGCACCAAGGAACGAAAGAUGCGGAACGGAGAAAAGCAGCCGGAAAAACCGAGCCUAGAGCUGAAAAAUGGAGCCGAGGACGUGGAAAACUCGGCAGCCGAAGAGCAAAAGGCUGGUGAGAAAACGAAACGCAGACGAAAGCAGGUGGCCACCCAAGCUGAUAGUGCCAACGGUAAUCAACCCAAAAGUAAGCUUAAAGCAGAAACGAAAGCUAAGUCGGUUACGGUUUCAACGGGGCUGCUGCAACACUCUUUGCUAUUUUGGGUGUCCAUGUUGAUUUUGCUGCUCGGUUCAUAUCUGCUCGUUACAAAAUAUAACGAUGUGCUUGCUAUGGCCCGCGAUAAGACGUUCCGAGAAGCACGCGAAACCAUUCUCGAAGAAUACAUCAAAUAA